AGUUUACUUACAUGAGAGCUAAAGGUACUGAGAGCGUGCAGCCUUCGGAGUCUUUUACUUUUUAGGUCUGUUUCCUUUCCAAGGAAGGAGCGAAUCUAUAGGUUGAAGGGGAGUUCCCUCUAGGAGACUACUACAAUUCUUUUAUUUCAUAAAACAACUUUAUUAGAUACCUUUCCAACAGUCCCACCUCUCUUUUUUGGAUUCUAUAAAUUUAUGCAAUCCUUCAGGACAGGAGUAGUCUCUUAGCUUCUCUCUUGUCACCCAUCAGCCUUUCACUUCUCAUUACCGUACUCCUGUCUCGCAUUUCUCUAGCUCCCUGCUCAUUAAAACUAAAGGAGGUUUACGUGUGGGCCUUUUCUGCAACCUUAGAUUGAUUUUGUUUCUUUCAACGUCCAAAACCCUUUAAGCUUCAAGCUUCUCCUGAAGCUUUUGCAUGUCUUUAAAGUUUGGUUUAGUUAGUUUCAUAUCUUAUAUUCUCCUUACAAGUUACAACCGCUUCUCUAAAAUCAAUCAAAGAAACAAAAAAAAUGGGAGUUGUAGCUACUUUGGAAUACUUUUCAGACCUACUCAGCAGCAAAAAAGGGAAGAAAAGGAAGCAACUGCAGACGGUAGAUCUCAAAGUCAGGAUGGACUGUGAGGGCUGCCAGCUUAGAGUCAAGAAAGUUCUUUCUUCGCUGAAAGGAGUAAAAUCUGUGGAUGUAAACCUGAAACAACAGAAGGCGAGUGUUACUGGUUAUGCAGAUGCGAAGAAAGUGCUGAAGAAGGCACAGUCAACAGGGAAAAAGGCUGAGCUUUGGCCUUAUGUUCCAUACAAUCUGGUGGCUCAUCCCUACGUUGCUCAAGUUUAUGACAAGAAGGCACCUCCUGGUUAUGUCCGGAGCUCGGAGAACCCUGCCAUCACUGCUAUGAGUCCACUGGAGGAACAGUACACCACCAUGUUCAGCGAUGAUAAUCCAAAUGCUUGCUCCAUCAUGUAAAUUAAUGCAACCGAAAAAUGUAAAUCGAGUAAUUAGUUACCAUACAGCUUUGGCCUAUGUGUCCUACUGGAAAACUAUUGUACCGUAGAGUUUUUCUUAAAAUAUAUUUGAAGAGGUCUGUGGUGGACAUGGGGGAACCGGAGAGUCACAUGAAUAGAUAGAAACAGUGUGGGUUGUUAUGAGAUGGCUAUCAGAACUGUCCUUCACAUAUUAUAUAUGAUGUUUUUUGUGAUUUCAGUA
Molecule: messenger RNA, 1217 nt
Organism: Vitis riparia (riverbank grape)
Lineage: Eukaryota; Viridiplantae; Streptophyta; Magnoliopsida; Vitales; Vitaceae
Product: heavy metal-associated isoprenylated plant protein 23-like
Exons: 2
Coding region: 528-977 (149 amino acids)
Molecular function (GO): metal ion binding
Source: RefSeq, a predicted model, not a curated record